AAGACAGUAUCUAUUGGUGAUAUCAGCAUUAAAGUUAAAGAAUCAAAACAUCCAGAACUUGUACCGACUAAAUACUUGCCUAAAGAAGUACCUCAGUCCAUAUUAAGACAUUUAAGAUGGAUAAUGCAAAAGGAUCUCCUUGGUCAGGAUGUGUUUCUGAUUGGUCCACCAGGUCCAUUCAGAAGACAGGUGGCUCUCAUGUAUUUGGAACUAACUGGAAGAGAAGCAGAAUAUGUUUCACUGUCACGUGAUACAACAGAAUCUGACUUAAAACAGAGAAGGGAAAUAACUGGUGGUACAGCAUAUUAUCUGGAUCAGAGUGCAGUAAAGGCAGCUUUAAAAGGAAGAGUGCUAGUAUUAGAAGGAAUAGAAAAAGCUGAAAGAAAUGUCCUACCUGUGUUGAAUAAUUUAUUAGAAAAUCGUGAAAUGCAGCUGGAUGAUGGGAGAUUUCUUGUAGCAGCAGAUCGUUAUGAUAAGUUACUGGAAGAACAUUCUAAAGAGGAACUUGAUUCCUUGCAUUUAGUUCGCGUUAGUGAGAACUUCAGAGUUAUUGCCCUUGGUUUGCCUAUUCCUCGUUACCAAGGCAACCCCCUGGACCCACCAUUACGAUCCAGAUUCCAGGCUAGAGAUAUAAACCCAUUACCAUUUAAGAAAGGAGAAAUCCUGAUUAUGCACAAUCAAUUACCUAACUUUUGGUUUUCUUUCAGAAUUGCUCAGAUGCUAUCAUUUGCUUCUACCAUGUUAACAGCAGAGUCUGUAACUAUGGGUCUGCCUGAUUUUCCUCUAGAUAAUUUAAAACAUAUUGUCAGUAUCAUGGAUAAUAUACCAAAUUUAUCAAGUCAUGAGAUGAUCCAUAGAUUAUACCCCUAUACUGUUAUGUUGGGUCCUGAUGGUAAAACAGCUGUAAAUGAUACUCUUAAUAAAUUUGAGUUAGUAGAUAAAGGUAUGAUUGAAUCUGGUGUAGUUGGUUUAAAUAAAGAUGGUACGAGAGCUGAUGUUACUUUACAACAUGGUGGACAACAAUACCGUCUUAAUGUGGCAGCAGGUGUGUUAAAUGGUAAUACACAGUCUGAGUUUGUACAAACCAAAUAUCAUGAUACAUUACUAUCACAAAUGUUACAGUCACAUUUAGUUCACGACUUCGCUCUCAUUGGACCAAGGGGUUGUGGUAAGAGUGCUGCUAUCAAGAAGUUUGCUGAUUUAUUGGGUUAUCAUAUAGAACCUAUCAUGUUAUAUCAGGAUAUGACAUCAAGAGACUUACUUCAACAACGAACAACAUUACCCAAUGGUGAUACAACAUGGCGGCCAUCACCCCUAGCAACUGCAGCUAAAGAUGGUAGUUUAGCUGUAUUAGAUGGUGUUCAUAGAAUUAAUCCUGGUUCUUUUGCUGUUUUACACAGAUUAAUACAUGAAAGAGAACUUCAGUUAUUUGAUGGUAGUAGAUUAUUACAUACAGAUAAAUAUGAUAAUAUAAAAACUCUACAUGGCUAUACAGAUCAAGAAAUGGAAGACAGGAGUAUCUAUCCAAUUCAUCCAUCAUUCCGUAUGGUAGCUCUAUCUGAACCACCAGUAGUUGGUAGUAGUAAACAACAAUGGUUGACACCAGAAAUACUCACCAUGUUUUUAUACCAUAAAAUACGACCUCUAUCAAGACUAGAGGAGACUGAAGUUAUACAAAAACUGGUACCAGGGGUACCAGAUUUAGAUAAAUUAUUUCAGUUGGUUCAUAAUUUACGAGAUUCAACAGAUGCUACACUCCAGUCUCUUUCAUCAUCAUUAUCAACACGUCAACUGAUACGUAUUGCUAGAGUUUUAUCAGCAUAUCCUUCUAAUGAUUUAUACAACAUUGUACAUAAAGCUUGUCUAGCUAGAUUUUUACCUAGACUAGCCAGGUCAGCAUUAGAUCAGUCACUAGAAAGUGUUGGUAUUUUACCCCCAAAAUCUGAUAGUACUACUACUUUACUUCAUGAUAAUAUAACUUGUGAAGUUGAUAAUGGUAAACUACGUAUUGGUAAUACAGAAGUUAAUGUUUUUAUACCAGAUAAUCUGACUAAAGUUCCUGAUAUUCUAUUCUAUGAUAAUCCUCAGCAUUUAAGUGUAAUGGAAGAUAUGUUAAAAGAUUUUACUCUGGGUGAACAUUUAUUAUUAGUUGGUAACCAAGGUGUCGGAAAAAAUAAGAUCAUAGACAAAUUUCUACAAUUAUUAAAUAGACCUAGAGAAUAUAUUCAACUACAUAGAGAUACCACAGUUCAAACAUUAACAUUACAACCUACUGUACAAGAUGGUGUUAUUAUAUAUGAAGAUUCUCCAUUGGUAAAGGCAGUGAAACAAGGUCAUAUAUUAGUGGUAGAUGAGGCUGACAAGGCACCAACUCAUGUUACUUGUGUAUUAAAAACAUUGGUUGAAUCUGGUGAAAUGCAUUUAGCUGAUGGACGUAGAAUAGUUAGUGCUACUUCUGGCUUUAAACCAUCAGACUCUAUCAUAGUUUCUCAUCCUGAAUUCAGAAUGAUGGUGUUAGCCAAUAGACCUGGUUUUCCUUUCUUAGGCAAUGAUUUCUUUGGUGCAAUGGGUGAUAUAUUUAGUUGUCAUGCUAUAGACAAUCCUGACAUCCAGUCAGAAAUGUCCAUGUUAAAACAAUAUGGUCCUGAUGUUCCAGAAGCUACCUUAAAGAAACUAGUUCUAGCGUUUGGUGAACUACGUGAUAUGGCUGAUCAGGGAUUGAUAGCGUAUCCCUACUCUACUAGAGAAGUUGUCAAUAUGGUGAAACAUCUACAGAAAUUCCCUAAAGAAGGUUUAACAACAGUUGUAAAGAAUGUGUUUGAUUUUGAUUCAUAUAAUAAAGAAGUGAAAGAGUCUAUAGUAGAUACAAUGAAGAAACAUGGAAUACCUCUCGGUGCCAGUGAGGCUUCAGUUAAACUAGCUAAAGAAAUACCAUUACCACCGUUAGAAUUACAGGGUAAAUGGAAUAUAGCCAGUACAGGUUUACGUCAAAAAACAGCUUUACUCAGUUUACCAGUUGAAACACAUAGAAUAUCUGUUAAGGGUCCAGUACAGAUGUAUUUAGAAAAUAAACUAUUAGAUAGAAUAGAAGCUAGAUCUAAUGUAUUCAGUGAACAAGAAGCCUAUUGGAGUAUACCAAUGGAAGAGGUCAAUAUGAUUUGUGAUGUGGCUGUUUCUAAAGGACGUAAUAAACAUGAUGUGAUAUAUUCUGUAUCUGCUAAUCCUAUAACUGUUUAUUCUAUGGAUUUAAAGAGUGGUAGUUUAAAUAGUUUAGAUCUGUAUGAUGUUUUCCCAUCUACUGUGGGUACAUAUAAACCAAGAGUUAAAUUAAUGCCUCUAUCAGCACCAUUAGAUGAUUGUAUUUUACUACAUGAAGAAGUGACUAAUGUGAUAUUAAAUGUAAAUAUGGAAAUAGGUCAGAUUACUAGAAUAUUAUGUCCUGGUUUACCUGAAACUCCCAUAGAAAAACGUAGAUUUCCAUCUUCAGCACCAAAACCAAGUAAUCAGUUUAAAAUGUGUCAUAGAACAGAAACAGAUCAUUUUGGUACAGUGGCUUUUUAUAAACAAGAUGGAUCAUCUAUAGAAAUAAUUAAUUUAUUAGAAGGUAUAACUCAUACUAUAUCUUCACCUAUCAAUAUAUCAUCAAUGUUACCAGUAUCACAUACACAAUGGUUGAUAACAGAGGCUAAAACAUCCAGUAAAUAUUUAUUAGAUAGAAGUAAUAUUGAGGAAUUUACACUACGUCCUAUUACUGAAGAAAUAGGUGAAGUGGAAUCUAAGUUUAGCCUGAUGUCAACCCUGCCUCUAUCUAGUGGUAUAUUAAGUCAAGCUCUAAAUGAGAAUAUCACUAGUCCUAAUAGAGUAUAUUCUACACCGUACACCUACUCUACUAUAUUACUAGGAUUCCCAGAUUUGGCAACUUCUGAAUUAUAUACCAGUUCUCGAGAACCAUUACCUCAAAACAAUACCUAUUCACAAGCUGAUCCUUUCUUUAAAGUAAUAGCUAAACCUCCUGCACCAGAUCCUAGAUCAGGGGUAGCCUAUUUACCAGAAUCAGGUCAAAUAAUUCAAGCUCUACCGACCUGGAAAGUACCAAAAGAUAUUCUACCACAAGGAGAUGAGAAUAAAGCUCGAGAUUUAAGUGGAUAUUUAGAAGUAUGUGAUUUAGCUCAUCAUAAAUUACGAUAUGUACCCAUACCAGGGACCUUACAUGUCUCACCAUAUGCUUCUUGGUUAUUUGAUAUGUCUGAUGUGAAUGUAUUUAUGGCACCAUUAAGUAAUGAUGGACUAGUAACUAUAGAUAUAGGUGGUUGUGUUAGACUGUGGGAAACAUCAGUUGUUCAUCUAGAAAGAUCAUUAAAUGAAUGGAGAAAUAUGAUAGGAGUUGAGGAUACUAGACCUUUACAGCUAAAUGUUGAGAGAGAAAGUGGACGUGAUCAUGAAGACAUUGAUCCUAAACAUGGUAAAAUAGAUCCUUCUAAUAAUCCUCAUGUAGGAGGAGGACAGUGGGCUGGUGGUGUAGGUGGUAGUGGAACAGCAGGUUUAGGAGGGUUUGGUGGACCCUAUAGAUUAGAUUCUGGUAAUGAAGUUUAUCAGGUACCACAAUGGGAGAAAGAUGCUGUACCAGAAUCAGUACGUAAAGCGGCCCAUGAAAUGGCUCAGAAGGCAUUUAAAGAAAGAUUAAGAGAAAUAGAAAUGAGUGAAUUCGAUGCAGAUACUUACAAUAAAUUUUCUAGUAGUGUUAAGCGUCAAGUUCAGUCAUUAAAAGUGAUACUUGACAGUUUACAGGCUAAAGGUAAAGAGAGACAAUGGUUAAAGAAUCAGUCUUAUGGUGAUUUAGAUGACUCUAAACUAAUAGAAGGUUUAACGGGGGAGAAGUCUAUUUAUAAACGACGAGGAGAGAAGGAACCAGAGAUGGGUACACCACAAGAAUUACCAAAGAGAUUACGGUUUGUAGUAGAUGUGUCUGGUAGUAUGUAUAGAUUUAAUGGUCAUGAUGGAAGAUUGGAACGAGAAAUGGAAACAGCCUUGUUAGUCAUGGAAGCUUUAGAAAACUAUGAAGACAAAAUCAAGUAUGAAAUCUAUGGUCACUCUGGUGAAGAUUAUAAUAUACCAUUUGUUAAAGCUGAUAAACCACCCAAAAACGAAAAACAGAGACUUGACGUAUUAAAGAUGAUGCAUGCCCAUUCUCAGUUUUGUUUAAGUGGAGAUCAUACACUAGAAGCUACUAAGUUUGCUAUAGAAUCUAUUGGCAAAGAAGAAGCAGAUGAACAUUUUGUGAUAGUAUUGAGUGAUGCCAAUUUUGAUAGAUAUGGUAUUAGACCUACCAGGUUUGCUGAUAUACUAACUGGAGAUGAAAAUGUUAAUGCUUAUGCUAUAUUUAUUGGUUCAUUAGGUGACCAGGCUAUUAGAUUAUCUAAACAGUUACCAAUGGGUCACUCAUUUGUUUGUAUGGAUACCAAGAAUUUACCUCAAAUAUUACAACAGAUAUUUACAUCAACUAUGUUGUCUACCUGA
Lottia gigantea (owl limpet) is the source of this 5517-nucleotide messenger RNA. RefSeq lists its product as hypothetical. The transcript is spliced from 43 exons. Gene Ontology annotation, molecular function: ATP hydrolysis activity; ATP binding. The record is from RefSeq and is a predicted model, not a curated record. Gene Ontology annotation, cellular component: cytoplasm. Bases 124 to 5517 code for a protein of 1797 amino acids. Lineage: Eukaryota; Metazoa; Mollusca; Gastropoda; Lottiidae.